This is a messenger RNA of Musca domestica (house fly), 6937 nucleotides long. RefSeq names its product fibroin heavy chain (gene Cpr76Bd). The transcript has 5 exons. The coding region runs from base 568 to 6507 and encodes 1979 amino acids. Gene Ontology annotation, cellular component: extracellular matrix. The record is from RefSeq and is a predicted model, not a curated record. NCBI's taxonomy places the organism in Eukaryota, Metazoa, Arthropoda, Insecta, Diptera, Muscidae.
GCGUGUUCGCACAAAAGCGAAAACUUAGAUCGGUUUGUCAAGCAGUCAUUACAUGACGACAAGACAGUUGUGUUUGUUUUAUUUUUUGGACUUAGUUUGACCGUAUAUAAACGUUUAUAGGGCCUGGCUGGCCAUCAGUAUCUCGCGGUGCUCCACUUUACCGGGGCUAUACCACAAAUCUCGAAAUACGCACGAUACGCAAGAGAGAAAACAGCCACAUCGAAAACAAAAUAAAAACGGUUCUUUUCAUUUGAAAUUGUCUGCCAUAGACUAUCAAGGAUUACAACACCACGAUUUAUGGAUUUCAUAAUCGAGAACUUUAAUAGCAACAACAACAACAACAAUAUAUAGCAAAAGGAUUACAUAAAUUAUCUGCAAAAAAUAAGAACGAAUACCUAAAAAGGAUAUUGUGUGUGCAUCUAUGUGUGUGUGUGGAAAUUGAAACACUACUACUGGUAGUAGUUUUCAAAAAAAGACAAACAAAAACGAACUUUCCCAAAAAAAAUUGGAUUUCGAAAUUUUUCUGAAAUAUUCGAAAAUUAAGUGAAUAAAUAUAAACCAAUAAAAAUGAAGAUAUUUCUUGCUAUUCUGUGCCUUUGCGGUACAGUUUGGGCAGAUUCAACACCACGAUCACUGGCAGAUUGUAUACAAGCUGUCAUCGAUGCAGGCUAUUCAUAUCCCCAACCCCAAGUGAAAUUCUCCAUUGGUCCGGGGGAAACUAAGCUGAAGGCUACACCCAUAGAAUCAUCAUCGUAUUCUUCGUCGUCAUCAUCCUCUUCUUCAUAUGAAUCAUCGGCAGCAUUUUCGGGAUAUUCCCACGGUUCUGGACAGGCAAAAUAUGUGGCACCGGUUAAAAGUGUAGCAUACCAACCGGCAGUUACCUAUGCCAAGGGUGGUAGCAUAACAUAUGCCGAUAAAUCGCCAGCUUCCAAAUAUGCAGCGGUUGUACCAUCGGGCAUUGAAUUCAAAAAUCUGGUGACGCCCACCAUCAAUACCAAGAAAAUUACCAGUGCCUAUUUGCCUCCUCCGAAAGUAGAAUCCUAUGAAUCGACCGGCUUUAGUUACACCCAGUCAACACCGGGAGUUACAAAAGUUACCACGUACACGGCCGGCGGUGGCGGAGAGUCCAAGCUAAGUUACACGGCUCCAGCCGUUACCAAAAUUGCCAGCUAUUCUUCUCCAUUCUCUAAGACAACACCCGUAUUUGGUUAUGCCAAGUCGGGACAUUUGGAUAGCAUUUUCACCAGUGCUGCCUAUAACCCGCAGGCAGGACAUAUCAGUUAUGCCCCAAAGAUAUCCUAUGGCACUCCCACAGUUGCAAAAAUUUCUUCAAUCGCCGCAACCGAUCAUCUGGCCACAUUUGAAGCUCAGCCAUUGUUUCCUAAACUUGAGGCGCCUUCACCGGCUGCGUAUGCCUAUGCUCCGGCCCUUUCCAAAGGUUAUUUGCCCAGUCUGCAGACCAGCGGUUAUGCUAAGUCUUCGUAUGGUGCCAUUUCUCAGCAACAUGUUUCGAAACCCCUUAACUACGUUUCGGCGCCAGUUAAGAUACCCACCUAUGCUGCACCCAUUGCUUCCCAUUACAUUUCAGCCCCAGCCAAGGUGGCAACGUUUGCCUCGGAAGGUUCUUACCAUCAUGCAUCGGGCGGUGCCAUAUCUCACCAGCAUGUUUCAAAGCCGGUUUCCCACAUAACUGCAUAUGCUCCUGCACCGGUUGUUGCCAAGGUGGCCACUCCGGUGACGGUUACAAAGUACGCUGGAGGUGGUGAUGGUUCUGUGCACUAUACAACCAGUGCCAGUUCGGGACAUUAUGCCACAGGUGGCAGCGGUGCCAUAUCAUCGCAAUAUGUGUCCAAACCAUCGGCUUAUGUUGCACCCGCCAUAGCCAAGACAAUAACCUAUUCCGCACCAAAACCCCAAGUGGCAUAUGUUGCUCCAGCUAUCGCUAAGGUUGCCCCAGCACCAGCUGUGACCAUUUCGGGCGGAGAAUCAGUGAAAUAUUCCGCGGGAGGUGCCGUUUCUCAUCAGUAUGUGUCGAAACCCACUGCCCACAUUACCGGCUACGCUAGUCCUGCUCCCGUGGCGAAAGUUGCCACCUACACUGCCCCAGCCAUUGCCAAGGAAGUAACAUACACAGCCCCAGCCUCAGCUCACUUUAGUGUUUCGGGUGGUCGAUUUUCUCAUGGCGGUCUUGCUUACCUGCCUCCAGAAACUCCCAAAGUCUCGGCGGGAGCAGUAUCCCAUCAAUAUGUCUCGAAACCAGCCGCCUAUGUUGCUCCACAAAUAGCUAAGGUGGCAACAUAUGUAACACCCGCUCCCGCCCCAGUUGUGGCUAAGCUUGAAACAUAUGAGGCUCCAAAAGUUGUAAACAUUGGCGCUAGUCGCGGAUCGGUGCAUUACUCCUCAAGUGGUGGGGCCGUUUCUCAUCAGUAUGUUUCGAAACCUCAGACACCCGUUGUUGCCAAAGUGGCUGCUUAUGCAGCACCAGCGGCCGUUGUAAACAUUGGUGGCCAUGCUGCUGCGGCGGGAGGUUCGUCACAUUAUUCUUCAAGUGGAGGUGCAGUAUCCCAUCAGUAUGUUUCCAAACCAGCUCAAGUUGCUGUAGUCCAGGCACCAGCCGUUGCCAAAGUUGCCACAUAUUCUGCACCUGCAGCUGUAAAGGUUGCCUCAUAUUCCGAGGGAGGUUCAUCCCAUUAUGCCACAUCGGGUGGUGGUGCAGUUUCUCAUCAGUAUGUUUCCAAACCCGCUCAGGUUGCUGUGGUUCAAGCUCCUGUUGUGGCCAAGGUUGCCACAUAUUCGGCGCCCGCAGCGGUUAAGGUCGCCUCAUAUGCCGAAGGUGGUUCAUCUCAUUACGCCACCUCAGGUGGUGGUGCUAUUUCUCAUCAGUAUGUCUCUAAACCUGCCCAGGUUGCUGUGGUUCAAGCUCCAGCUGUUGCAAAAGUUGCCACAUAUUCUGCUCCCACUCUCUCCUAUUCACACGGAGGUGCAUCUCACUACUCCACCUCAGGCAGUGGUGCUGUUUCUCACCAGUAUGUCUCAAAACCGGCUCAGGUUGCUGUUGUACAAGCUCCAGUUGUGGCUAAGGUUGCCACCUAUGCUGCACCCGCUGCCGUCAAAGUUGCUUCCUAUUCCGAAGGAGGUUCUUCACAUUACGCCACAUCGGGCAGUGGGGCCGUUUCUCAUCAAUAUGUCUCCAAACCUGCCCAGGUUGCUGUAGUUCAAGCUCCAGUAGUUGCUAAGGUGGCCACCUACUCCCCGGCGCCGGCUGAAAUAAAGGUGGGAGCAUAUUCGACAGGAAGUUCGUCCCACUUCUCAUCAUCUGGUGGUGGUGCUGUUUCCCAUCAGUAUGUUUCAAAGCCAGCCCAAGUUAUUCAAGCGCCUGUCGUAGCUAAGGUUGCCACCUAUGCAGCACCUGCAGCAGUUAAGGUUGCUACCUAUACAGGAUCCGGCAGUGCUUCUCAUUAUGCAAGCUCUGGCAGUGGUGCUGUUUCCCACCAAUAUGUCUCGAAACCGGUGCAAGCUGCUGUGGUUCAAGCUCCUGUUGUAGCCAAAGUUGCCACCUACUCUGCACCCGCCACUGUUGCCACAUCACACUUCUCUUCGUCCGGCAGCGGUGCCAUUUCACACCAAUAUGUGUCCAAGCCCGCACAAAUUGUUCAAGCUCCCGUUGUAGCCAAGGUGCCAGCAUAUGCCGCUCCAGCAGUGGUUAAAGUCGAAGGUGGAUCUUCUCACUAUGCCGCCUCUGGCAGUGGUGCGGUUUCCCAUCAAUACGUGUCGAAACCAGCUUUAGCCGUUCAAGCCCCGGUUGUCGCCAAGGUGGCAACUUACGCAGCCCCGGCAAUUGUAGGUGGCGCUGUACACUAUGCAUCUGGUGGAAGUUCGUCACAUUUCGCCUCAUCUGGAAGUGGUGGAGCUGUUUCCCAUCAGUAUGUCUCCAAACCAGCGCAAAUUGUACAAGCUCCGGUUGUAGCCAAGGUUGCUACAUACUCAAGCCCAUCUCUUGUGAAAGUUGGAUCCUAUUCUGAAAGUAGUUCCGGUCAUUAUGGCACCAGCGGUGGAGCUGUCUCUCAUCAAUAUGUAUCGAAGCCUGCAGCAGUACCUGUUGUGGCUAAAGUGGCAGCUCCCGCCGUAGUUAAGUUAAGUGGUUACACCGAUGGCGGCAGUUCAUCCCACUAUACAACAUCAAGUCGAGGAUCGGUCCAUUACUCUGGCUCGGGAGCUGGGGCCGUGUCUCAUCAAUAUGUUUCGAAGCCUGCAACACAUCUAACCGGUUAUGCAGCUCCUGCAGUGGCUAAGAUUGCAACACUAACAUCUCCGGCCGUUACACAAUACGUAUCUGCACCGGCUGUGGUAAAAUCGGCAGCAUAUUCCUCCUCUGGCGGUGCUGAAUCACAUCAAUAUGUCUCGAAGCCAGCUGUUCUGGCUGCUCCAGUUGUAGCAAAGGUUGCCGCAUAUGCCGCACCCGUAAUUGGCCAUGCAGCUGGACCCGUUGGCAUUGCCAAAGUUGCAAGCUAUCAUAGCAGUGGCAGCGGUGGAGCAGUAUCUCAUCAAUAUGUUUCGAAACCCGCACAGGCUGCAUACCCAGCUCCGGCCGUAACUCAUUACGCUGCCCAGCCAGUCGUUGCCAAAGUUGCCACAUAUCAACAACCAAUAUCUGCUGUAAAAUAUCAAAGCAGCGGUGCGGUAUCUCAUCAAUAUGUUUCGAAACCUGGAACGAUUUUGACCGCAGCACCCAAGAUUGCCACCUAUGCCCCCACCGCACCGGUACUAUCGGCAUCCUACUAUAAUGGAUUACACGGCACAUCGGGAUUGGGUGCAACAUAUCAGCAUGUCAGUCAGCCUACAUUGAUCUCGGGACCGGCAAAACCUUUGUACAGUGGCGUCUCUUAUGGCGGUCAAUAUGCUAGCGGUGGCUAUGCAUCCCAUCAAUAUGUAUCUCCAGCACAAGUUCCAAUUGCCGGACACGUUGCUACCUCGGGACAUGGUUAUAAUAACUUGGCAGCUAUUUCAUCCAGUUCACAUGCUUCCGGUGCAGUUUCACAUCAAUUCGUCUCGAAGCCGGUGAAAGGAGUAGGUUAUGUUGCACCAGCUUUGGGUAAGGUUGCCACAUAUGCAGCGCCAUUACCUGCUCCAGCGAUUGCCAAGGUCACCCCGGUGUACAAUCCACUUUUGUCCGGUGCAGCACACAGUUCGGGCGGUUAUGUGUCAUCCGGUUAUAAGAGUGUCUCAUCCGGAGCUGUCUCCCAUCAAUAUGUUUCCAAGCCUGCUGCGGUACUGGCAACUCCUGCCAUUGCAAAAACGGUGACCUAUUCUGCCCCCAGUGUUGCUCACGCCGGUCCAGCUGUAAGUAAAGUAGUGACCCCGCUAUUGAGCGGUGUCAGUAAAUUUGAAUCUCAUGGAGCCGUUUCCCAUCAAUAUGUCUCGAAACCGGCCUAUGGUGCCAAGCUCAUACCAGCCAGUGGCCCAGCGAUUGGUGGAGCUGUGCAUUUAGGUGGUGCCAUUUCGCAUGGUUCUCUUAGUGGUGGUGCCAUUUCUCAUAGUUCUCAUAGUGGUGCUGCCAUAUCUCAUGGUGCUUUUAGUGGUGGUGUCGUAUCUCAUGGUUCUCUUGGUAGCGCUGUCAUAUCACAUCAGCCUAGUAGUUUUGCCUCACCCAUUGUUGUCGAGGGUUCGGGACAUCAUUUGACAACCGGUUCAGCUGCCAAUCUUGCCAUAUCUUCUGCUGCUGGCCAUGGAGCCGUUUCUCAUCAAUACGUCUCCCAGCCACAUCUUGUUAAGGGUGCCGGCGCUUCAAUUAUGAGCAAAUCCAGUUUAGGCCUAAGUCAUGCUGGCUAUGGAUCUGCUUCAUAUGUAACCAAACCUCUGCAAGCUCCAGCAAUUGGCCUGGCUGCCGGUCAUGGACUUGGUUUGGCUGGACAACAUAUCGGUGAAGGUUACUAUGGAGCUGUAAGCCUGGGCCACUUUGGUACUUCGCCAGCAUUGAAUUAUCAAAGUGUCUUAGCCGGUCAUGGUGUUUCGGGCCGAGGUGGUUCCCUAUCAGGCCAUGGAGCUGGUUAUGGUGGCAUUUUACAUGGAGGCUUGGCACCGCUUACCGGUUAUGACCAUGGUGUUGGUGGUAUAGGACCGCAUGGAGCUGGUUUCUACAGAUAUGCACCCAUAGCUCCCGCUCUAAGUAGUCAUAGCCUUACACCGGAAGCCUAUUUGAAAACAGCGCCCAUAAUAAAGCCAGCUAAGAUCAAAGUUAUGACAGAACAGCAUUUAGAAUACUUUAACGAUCAUCCCCGCUAUGCCUUUGAAUAUGGUGUUAACGACCCAACAACGGGCGAUAUUAAACAUCAACGCGAAGAACGUGAUGGUGAUGUGGUCAGAGGUGAAUAUUCCCUGGUGGAACCGGAUGGCAAUGUGCGCACUGUCAAAUACUAUGCAGACUGGGAGACUGGUUUCCAUGCUGAAGUUAUCAAUAGUCGAGAUUCUGUAAAGACUCUAACUAAACGUACUGCCAGUAAAUCAUAAAUUAAGCGUAGUCAGCUGUUUUGGGGGCGUUCCUACUAUACGAUUUUAUUUUUGCUAUAAAAAAAUAAUUUGACGAACGACACAACAUUUUAUCGAAAUAAACAAUUUUAUGCAACGAGAGAAUACUAAGCUUAAAACAAGUACUUGGGAGUGCUGCCGAAUUUCACAUAAAAAAUUAUAUCAAAAUUGACAGUUUACAUGACCCUGUGAUCUGCAAAAGUACAAAAAUACUAAAAGAAUACUAAAUCCAAAUUAUAACUUGUGGUUUUUGCAGAAUUGCUCUAAUGAGUGUUGCCAUUACGUUUGAGCUGCCAAAAACAGAACGUAUGAACAUUCUUAAAGUGAUGCCAAGCACCAUGGUAGAAGAAUAUAUGUAGAUGCAUCAACGCUUGGGAACACUUAUAUGUCACAAGUUUUGAAAUGUUUUUUU